CCUUAUAUGGUCAGGCCCCGCCCCUGGCUGUGAUGUCGUCAGCAGCUCAGAGGAAGACCCGUGGGGUUUUUGGGUUUUGGCGUCCAGUCCUGUGGGGCCGCAGGGCUGAGAAUUUCUCCUCCGCUCCUCAUCCCUCCAUCAUCGGCCCGCCUCUGCUCCUCUGCUCCUCUGCUCCUCUCUCCUCCUCUCUCCUCCUCUCUCCUCCUCUCUCCUCCUCUCUUUGGGGAAAAGAAAAAAGACACUUUGCUUGCGCUCGAUUCGCUGUCCGGACUCGCCUCUGUUCUUCCCCUCGUUUUCUUGUCCUCUGAGGAUUUUAUUUUUCUUAUCCCUUUUUCCUCCUCCUCCUCCUCCUUCCGUUCUUCCCGCCGGUUUCAACAUGUCGGCCAAAUUUUAAAAAUCCCUUAAAAAUAAACUGAGGGAGGAAAUCUUGUCCAUCCUUCUUCCAGAGCAAAAACUUGAAUUAAAUCUAAAAAGCAGACUGAAAGUUGUGCAGUUGAAUAAACUCCCCUCCUCCUGCUCUCCUCUCGUCUUUUCUUUCCUCUCUUCUGCGUCUUGUUUCGUCCUCGCUGGGUGCUUUCAGACUUCGAGGUCUUUCGAUGUCGAAGAAAACAUCGACCUCCAGCAUCCUGUAGAGCUGCUGCUUUUCUGCUGGACUUUUCUUUUUGCCGCAGAUUUUUGCUGUUCUUCUUCUUGUUUUUUCCCCGUGUUGUUUUGCUCUCGUGGUCGUACGGCAGCAGCGGCGGCGGUCGGAGCGUCGGGGCCCCGGAGAUGUUCGGGAUCCAGGACAACUUGCCCCGCGGGGCCACGGCCAGCAUGAAGGAGGAGCCGCUGGCCGUUCGCUCUUGGAUGCACUCGGCCGGUGUGGUGGACGCCAACACUGCUGCUCAGAGCGGGGUGGGGUUAGCCCGCGCUCACUUCGAGAAGCAGCCUCCAUCCAACCUGAGGAAGUCCAACUUCUUCCACUUCGUGCUGGCGCUGUACGACCGGCAGGGUCAGCCGGUGGAGAUCGAGCGCACCACCUACGUCGAUUUUGUGGAGAAAGAGAAGGAGCCGACCGGAGAGAAAACCAACAACGGGAUCCACUACAAGCUGCAGCUGCUCUACAGCAACGGAGUGAGGACGGAGCAGGACCUGUACGUCCGGCUGAUCGACUCCAUGACCAAACAGGCCAUCAUCUAUGAAGGUCAGGACAAGAACCCUGAGAUGUGCCGAGUUCUGCUGACGCAUGAGAUCAUGUGCAGUCGCUGCUGCGAUAAGAAAAGCUGUGGAAACAGGAACGAGACGCCGUCAGACCCCGUCAUCAUCGACAGGUUCUUCCUCAAGUUCUUCCUCAAGUGUAACCAGAACUGUCUGAAGAACGCUGGAAACCCACGAGACAUGAGGAGGUUCCAGGUGGUGGUGUCUACGACAGUGAACGUGGACGGCCAUGUUCUCGCUGUCUCUGACAACAUGUUCGUACACAACAACUCCAAACAUGGCCGCCGAGCCCGAAGAUUGGACCCGUCUGAAGCAGCCACUCCCUGUAUCAAAGCCAUCAGUCCCAGUGAGGGCUGGACGACAGGCGGAGCGACCGUCAUCCUGAUUGGAGACAACUUCUUUGAUGGCCUGCAGGUCGUCUUCGGCACCAUGCUGGUGUGGAGUGAGCUGAUCACCCCUCAUGCUAUCCGGGUCCAGACUCCUCCCCGUCACAUCCCCGGGGUCGUCGAGGUCACGCUGUCCUACAAGUCCAAACAGUUCUGUAAAGGAGCGCCGGGACGUUUCGUUUACACAGCAUUAAAUGAGCCCACUAUAGACUACGGCUUCCAGAGGUUACAGAAGGUCAUUCCUCGUCACCCUGGAGACCCAGAGAGACUGCCCAAGGAGGUGCUGUUGAAGCGGGCAGCUGACCUGGUGGAGGCGCUCUACGGGAUGCCUCACAACAACCAGGAGAUCAUCCUGAAGCGAGCGGCCGACAUCGCUGAAGCUCUCUACAGCGUUCCCAGGAACCACAACCAGAUCCCAUCGCUAGGCAACACUGCCUCCCACGGCAUGAUGGGAGUCAACUCCUUUAGCGGACAGCUGGCCGUCAAUGUCUCCGACACUACGCAAGUUGGUUACAGUCGUAACACCAGCAGCGUGUCGCCACGGGGAUACGCACCAAGCUCCACCCCUCAACAGAGUAACUACGGCAACACCGUCAGCAACAGCAUGAAUGGCUACGGCAACACCGGCAUGCCAAACCUCGGAGUGGCAACAUCACCCGGUUUCCUCAACGGCUCGUCUGCCAACUCUCCCUACGGCAGUAAGUAUCAAGUCGUGCCCUCCAGUCCCACCAUGGCCGUCUCUAACUGUAACUCCUCCCACGGAGUCUUUUCCUUCUCGGCUGCCGUCAAACAGAAGAGCGCCUUCGCCCCUGUCGUCAGGCCGACAGCUUCACCUCCUCCACCCAACUGCUCCAACAACUCCAACGGGCUGCAAGCCAUGUCCGGCCUCGUCGUUCCUCCCAUGUAAAGAAUCUUCCUUGUCUCGCUCCUCCCCCUCAGCCACAAGCACCAAUCACCUCAGAGGAGGCGGGGCCUCAGUCAGGACAGAGUCUUGAUCCUGUCCUCUGAUUGGUCGCAGUGUCCGGUCUCUGAAGAAGAAAAGAAAAAGGACUUUUUGUACAGCAGAAGUUUUCUCCGGGUGCUUUCAGCUCUCUGUAAUUAUUCUGAUGUUAUUGUCCGUGUUUGGGGGGUGGGGUCUGUUAGUGUACAAACUAUGAUGUCAUACCUGUUAUGUGACAUCAUCUCCUCUACUUGUGAUGUAAUGAAGAAACAGAGAAGUUUAAGUUUGAACUGAAACUUUCCUCACAUCUGAUUAGCUGAAAAACAGGAAGGAAAUGAUCUCUUCUUCUGUGGUGAAAAUGUCCGCAUUCAUCAGCAAACUGAACCCCUGAGAACAGGAAGCUUCUUGAUCUUUUUCUCAUUAGAAUUUUGCAGAAAUUAGAUUUCAACAAACCCUCCUGUGAUUGGUUGUUUCACACAGAACAAAAACUUCACAACUUCAUUCAGUUUUAUUUUCCUUCGCCUGAAGAAUCCCAACAAGCAUGAAAACAGGAACAGGAUACUUCCUGUUCAUUUUCCAUAUUUUGGGAGCAAAAAGAAGAAAGCUUCCAGCCAGGGAGGAGGUAGGAAGUGAGAAGGAAGCAAAGUGGGUUGAAGCUUCUUGUUAGGAAGCAUGACAGAGAGGGACAGCCACAGCAGAAUCACAGAGACGAUAAGUUUGAAGAUGGAGUUCUGGAGCAGUUAAGAAGGAAGCUCUCCACUUCCUCCUUGUUGGAAGGAAACCUUUAUUUACAAAAAAAGGAAGGACAACGUGUUCAUUUAAAAAGCAGAGGAGGUGGAAGCUUCCUAGUUUUAGAAGAAGGAAGAUUUCCACAUAGAAAGCAAAGACAAAGGAAGCCUUUAAUUAGGAAAGGAAAGAAAAAAGGUCUUGAAGGACGAAGUGUUAGGGAGCAGACACGUUGGAGUUCUGGUUCUGGUUGUUUCCUUGUUGUGGAGCGCGGAGGAAAGUUAUAAACAAACAUAAGAGAGCAGUUUCCGACCUGCAGUCAGUCAGAGAUCUGAACACUGAAGGAUUUGAGGCCUUUAACAGUUUCAAAGAUGAUGAUCAACUAAAAGAAAGAGCAAUGAAUUCAAAUGAUCUUCCUCCUGUUAUUAGCCCCGCCCCUUCUUUGUUUAGCCCCGCCCCUGCCUGUCUGUGUUUUUAUUGAUUUUUUAACUGUUUUUAUUUUCAAUGCUCGCACUGUAAAAACAAUCCCUGCAUCCUGAUAGGCUACUGUGACCCUCCGUCUUCUUGUUUAGAGUUGUCUUUUUUAUUCUAGCCCCUCCUCCUCCCUAAGCACUGCCCCAAACACUUAAACUCCGCCCUUGCAGUCCCGCCCCUGUGUUUUCUGUGUGGGUUAUGUGGUUUUUGCUGGCUGAAUAUUUAUAUGUCACUGUGGUUGAUCACGCCGCCCCCCCGCCUGUCACUGAGCUCACCGAGGGAAACUUUUUGUAUCAUACAGAUUAUAAAUAUUGUAUUUAUAUCUCAGAUUGUUUUUGUAUAAAUGGAUGUUGAGUCAUGUUGUCUUCAUGGGGUUUUAGACAUGUGUGUAUGUGGUGGUGCCACACUGACAAACAAACAUUGUUUUGUAUCAAAAGAAGAAAACUGAACGUUAACGUCUUCACACAUUUAUAGCGCUGUCAAUCAAAGCUGAUGGUCGGGUCAGCUCCACUCGUUUCUGUUGUUUUCAAUGUAAAUCUUGAUUUAAUGACUGUUUGCUGUUCUGAAAUGAUUUCCUCACAGUAAAUAAAGUC
This is a messenger RNA of Acanthopagrus latus (yellowfin seabream), 4316 nucleotides long. Its product is annotated as transcription factor COE3-like. NCBI's taxonomy places the organism in Eukaryota, Metazoa, Chordata, Actinopteri, Spariformes, Sparidae. The record is from RefSeq and is a predicted model, not a curated record. The coding region runs from base 769 to 2490 and encodes 573 amino acids. Gene Ontology annotation, molecular function: RNA polymerase II cis-regulatory region sequence-specific DNA binding; DNA-binding transcription factor activity, RNA polymerase II-specific. The transcript has 16 exons. Gene Ontology annotation, biological process: regulation of transcription by RNA polymerase II.